Molecule: messenger RNA, 4650 nt
Organism: Rhipicephalus microplus (southern cattle tick)
Lineage: Eukaryota; Metazoa; Arthropoda; Arachnida; Ixodida; Ixodidae
Product: ceramide synthase 6
Biological process (GO): ceramide biosynthetic process
Cellular component (GO): membrane
Molecular function (GO): DNA binding; sphingosine N-acyltransferase activity
Source: RefSeq, a predicted model, not a curated record
GCGCGAAUAAACGGAGGUCUUCACUCGAGAGUCGGAAAUGGCGGGGGGUGUUGUGCAGCGGUUUGGGAAGUGGUUUUGGAAUGAAGAUGUUUGGUUGCCUCCGAACUUCACAUGGGCGGACAUUAAGAAUACGGAGAAAGUUAAAUACGCCCAGUUUGAUGACCUGUACUAUGGAUUCCUGGUGGCUCUAGUACUUCUCGUUAUACGCUAUACGCUCGAAAGGCUGGUGUUUUGCCCACUGGGUGUGCGGCUGGGCCUGCGACAGCGGGUGCGCAAGGCCCCCGACAACCAUGUGCUGGAGAAGGCAUACCUCAGCAAUGGCAAGAUGGGCACCCAGCAGGUGCAAGGGCUGGCCCGCCAACUAGAGUGGACAGAGCGCCGCGUCCAGCGCUGGAUUCGGCAGCGCGUUCUUCAGGAGAAGCCCUGCACCCUGGACAAGUUCACCGAGAGCACGUGGAGGUUCACGUUUUACUUCAGCAUAUUUUGCUAUGGAUUGUACACACUAUCAGACAAACCUUGGUUAUGGGACACGAUGCACUGCUGGUAUGACUAUCCUCACCAUGCUGUCACCAAUGACCUUUGGUGGUACUACAUGAUUGAGCUGGGGUUCUAUGUGUCACUGACAAUGUCACAAUUCAUUGACACCAAACGCAAGGACUUCUGGCAGAUGUUUGUCCACCACAUCCUCACCAUAGUACUGUUGUCACUGUCAUGGGCCUGCAACCUGCACCGCAUAGGCAGUCUGGUGCUCAUUGUGCACGACUUUGCUGACGUGCCACUGGAGGCAGCUAAAAUGGCCAAGUACGUAAAACGUCAGCGCCUUGCAGAUGCUGCCUUCGCUGUGUUCACCCUCUGUUGGUUGGUGUCCAGGCUGGGGCUCUACCCGUACAGGGUCAUCUACUACACUAUGUUUGAGGCAGUGAAGGUGAUCGAGAUGUUUGCUGCCUACUACAUCUUCAACUCACUGCUGGUCGCCCUGCAAUUCCUGCACAUAGUCUGGACUUGGAUGAUUGCUCGAAUGGCGCUGCAGGCCAUUACAAGCAAUGGGGUCAAGGACUUGCGCAGCGAUGAUGAGUCAAGCAGCCAGGAGGACGAGAAGACCUCUCAGAACCACGAUUCCGGCGACUUCAAGCGGCAUAAGAGCCGCAAAGCCGACUAGAGCCGAGCCAACCAUAAAGAAAAGGGCCAUGCACGAUCCCCCGUGACAACUGCCGACAUGCAUAGACACUUGCGGCUCUACGUCCCCUGUCAGCCCCUCUUUUUCACCCUUUUCGCUGGCGUUUUUGAUUUUCUAUUUCAUUCUCCCUUGUUUUUUUUUUUGUUUUCUUAAUAUCUUCUGAUGCCAGUUAAAUACCUUCAGAUGCCAGUUACUGUAAGUUGUGUGGCGAGGGGUAGGCUUAGAUUAUACUCGAAAAGAUUUCAGACUCAGGGUUAUAGGGUGUGAAUAAGAACCGUGUAGUGUCUCUCUUGUACGUGCAAGGGAGUUAUGGGGGUUCUGCUAUUUCCUUUUCCUGGCUUGCAACCACGCUGCAAAAGCUUAAGGUCACACCAUUGCUGGCGUAUGUAAAAAAUAAAGAUGUUAUUGAUGUCGUUUAGAUAGCCAUGAUCGAGGCAUAUGUUCAAUGAGCCUCUGGCGGACUUUGCUCAAAGCUUGGAGUUCACCAUACCUUAUUGCACCUUCGACAUUUUGCACUGGUGUGCGCUGGGGCACGUAGGUGUACCACUUUGUCCUAUUAUCAAAGUGCCUUGACACCCUGGUGGGCACUAGUGCGAUGUGUUGAAGACACCUUUAGUACAUCCAAUGGUUGCCUUCAUAAUGAUGCAAAUAUUCCUGCAUGCACCUGCAGCUGUUUUUUGAGCCAAGUCAUGAAAAUAUUCAGAUCUAUGAUUUUCAUUAAUAUAUAUAUUUUUUCCUUUUCACUUUAAGCUCGAAAAUGAAACUGUAUGCUUAUUUUCUGAGUAGUGAAAUGUGCCGCAUGUAUUUAAGCAGACAUGUGUAAUCAUUAUAUGGAGUGCGUCUUAUGCACCUAGGUGCCAGGCCAGCCUUUUACUCUUGCAGCGUGGUUUUCUGAUGUCUUGUCUUCUGGGUUCCUCAUUGUGUUGGGCUGCACAGCAGGCAAGUCUGUUCUUCCGCCACUGCACGUGCGAAACCUCUCCGGGCGCCACGAACUUUGGCCACUUCCUCACUAUGUUUUGAUAUGAGUGUCUCACAUUGCGGUGUAUGGUCUCAGUUGGAUUCUACUUACCCUCGAUAGGAGAGGGCAGCUUGCAUAGCCUGCAGAUGCAGCCAUAUGUGGCGGCAUUCAGUGCCAUAAACUCUAAUAUUGUGCGUGUUUUAAUCCUUUGCGACACAAGCUUCACUGUGAACAUGAGAGUGAUAACUGAGGCACAGAAGUAUGGGAGGUCCCGAAAGAGAGGAAGUGGUCACAGCGCGAGCGGUGUCCCUUUACGUGAGAUGGACAGCGCGGGUGGUGCGGUGUGGCUGGAGUGGGGGCAGCAUGUGACAAGCUGUGUGCACGCCCGUGGGGCGGCCCCUCUUGCUGCCAGGAGAGGUGGGCCGCUUCCGAUUCUUCUGUCCUUGUUCUCUGUCCUCUGUGCUGCUGCACCGUGGGUUGGAAGGUUUUCUUGAACAGCAAGGGUUAGCCGGACCUGGGGGCGUCUGCCGUGCAAGCAGUGCUGCUAGCACUGUAGCCUUUCAAAUUUUGUUUCAAACAAAGAUUACUUUUCAUGCAAGGUAUUGCAGUUCACCAGGUGCAUGAUCAAUUCGAAGGACUCUUCACACUGUGUUGCAGAUGUGUGAGAAGUUGAGUUGUCAAAGCUCAAAAACGCAAUUUGCUUGAGGGAUCGAUAACUUCUAACGGUUUUGAUGUCUGCAGGCAGCAUUGAACCGCUCAGUUCGUCUGAAAGCUGCACGCUUUGCAGUGCGGCUUGCAUGGUGGGGGCCCCUUUUUUGUUGCUAUUGGUGCGUCCGUUUGCUCGAGACGGGCUUCUAUGUGCCUAGUGCAGCAGGACUUCUUUAGCUUCUGUUUCAUUGACAGCACAUAACUUCAGCAACCCAGGAGGUCAUAGUAUAAUAGUUCUGCAGCUUUUGCCAAGGCUCUCCCCAGAGCUUGUCACCUACUUCAAAUCUGGGAUGCCUUGUGUUUAGCUUAGUUAAAGCACUGCCCUGGGUGGUAAGGAAGAUGGAAGCUGCAGGGGUCGGUCAGGCUACUUUAAAUCUCUCUUCAAAGGCACCGCUGGGACCUUUUCUCUGAGCCUGUACACUCUGAGCCGUGUUGGUCUGUGGCACUUUACUGAAGUGGGCCCUUGAGGAGCGUUGUGGGGGGUAGUGGGCUUGUCGCGAGAGUCGUUUUUUAAUCGUGGCAGCAGCUCGCAAGAAUGGUUGUGCCCAUUUGUGUGCAGUUUUGUUUGGUGCUCGUGUUUUUUCUCUCUUCUCUGUAUUUUAUUUUCUUGUUUACCGUUCAGCAAGGAAGCUUUUGUCAUUGUCUAGCGUAGUGGAAUUGGAACCAAAGAGUAUUUUUGUAUUUCUGCUGCUGCAACACAUGUAUGUUUUUCUUAACUGCUUUUGCCUCUGUGUUUUCUUUUGGUGCAUACCCUGCACAGUCGUCAUGGUUGCACAUGCACAGACAAGUACUUGGGGGUGAGCAGGCCACGCCAGAUUGUUGGUUGCGCCCGUGUACAGAGAGAAGUCAUUAGUGUGUAUAAUUCAGAUUCGUAAGCUGCCACCGGCUGUGUAACCGUUUGGUGGCAGCUGCUAAGCUGGACUGCGUUGAGUGUGUCGUGCUUGAGCCCACAUGCCUGCUGCGGCAACGUGCGUGCAUAGGAGGUGUUUUUUAUACCACGGGGGGUCCCAUGUGUCCAGUUCCUUUUCUGUUACUGCCUGUAUGUACCACUCUCACGCCGGGAGUACGGACAAGAAAAGAGCCAACUGUGGGUUGAUUCGUUUGCAAACCACAGUUUUCACACGCUUUUUCGAAGCAGUGCUGCUCCUGACGGUUGCACAAAACAUGUGCUGCUUGUGUUGGUAAUAAUUGGUGACGGACCAUCGUUGGGCCACACUCGUUCCGCUGCACCCCAACCAACGUGUGCACCUGCCAGCAAGAGCCUUUCCUCUAUGAUAGGUGGUGGCGUUCAUAAGUCGACAACGCCAUCUUCUAGGCCAUGUUUGCAAAUUGCAGACGGCACAGCUCCGCCCAGUUUCAGAGCGGCAGACAUGUGGGUAGAAAGUUGGGGCAGCGUUUCGCACGCUUUUUAAUAACUUGUGUGACAAGGGGUACUAUGAUGGAUGUCACCAAAUUUAGCUUUGAUAGUGGUAACCUGAACCAGUCGAGAAACUUCAUAGUUAGAUGCAUAUAUAGUAUAUGUGGACUGACAUGUCAAAUUAAAUUUGGCGAAAUUAACCGAUGUUUAGAACAUUACUCCCUCCCCUGUCUGCAUUGAGGGCAGAACUGUGCUGUAUGCGAGUGUUGAAAGUCUGAGGAAGGCGUGCUUGCAGCGUGUGUGUGUGUGUGUGGUCCGGACAAGCAUUCCUGCAUCGCACGGUGCGCCAGUGCCGCGUUUUGUUUUGUACCGCGGGUUCGCCAUUGCUGCACCCCUCUCCCUCCCAGCUUGUGGAUGGCGUCUCUGGAAUAAAGGCGUUAACCCAUGCGA